Molecule: messenger RNA, 3761 nt
Organism: Drosophila virilis
Lineage: Eukaryota; Metazoa; Arthropoda; Insecta; Diptera; Drosophilidae
Gene: vex
Product: somatomedin B and thrombospondin type 1 domain containing protein vexed
Source: RefSeq, a predicted model, not a curated record
CUUUCGCAGUGUUCGCACUUGUCGCGCAAUAGUAAACCAACCAACGUCAAAUAACGGAAUUAAGUACCAGCCCAUUGAAAUCGUUUAUCGAGAACUCGCAAAUGUCGCAACGUAUCAUGCGUCACGCCCCCCUGGGCGCCAGGGGCGGACUGUUGCUGGCCGCGCUCCUCUGGCUGGGCGUGGGGCAGCAGCUGCCGCUGGCCGCCGGCGGCUCGUGCCGGGAAGCGCAGCUCUGCUGCAACGGACGCGACUCGUCGUGCGUGGUGCAAAAGGCGCCGGUCAAUGCGAUCAUCGAGGAUCUGAGCGACAAGCCAUGCUACUGCGAUCACGCCUGCCUCAAGCUGGGCGACUGCUGUGACGACUUCAAGGAUCACUGUGGAGUGCUGGACUGCCAGGUGGGCGAUUGGGGGGCGUGGAGCGAAUGCGACAAGAGCUGCGGAGCUGGAAUGAUGACGCGGACGCGCCAAAUCCUGCAGGCGGUCCAAAACGGCGGCAAGCACUGCCCCUCGCUGCUCCAGAAGCGCGCCUGCCAGGGCUAUCGCUGUCACGGCCAUCGCGAUAAGAAGAUUUUGCGCGAGAUGGCCCUGCUGCUGCCCGCCGCCCUCUCCCGCAGCCACCAUGCGAACAACAGCAGCGACCUGCACCACAAUCUGCGCACGCGCUACCGCGACUCCUACAAGCACAAUCGGGAUCAUGAAUACUGCGUAGAGUUCGAGGUAAUCAAGGCUUCGAAGGCCUGCCACAAGCUGCCGCCCUACAAUCUAAUGCUAGAAGGCGAUCGCAUUACGGUUCGCUGUGACCUCGAGGCGCUCGUCCAGGAUGCAGCAACAGCUACCGCAGGUGGCAAGCAGGGCAGCCGUGGAGCAGCUGCAACCACGACGACUACAACACGCAAGACUCCAAUGGCUCAGCCCUAUUCGAUGGACGAUGGCGACGACGCAGACCGGCUGGACAGCAGCAGUAGCAGCAGCAGCAGCAACAACGAGGAUGACAACGAGGACGACGAGGAGGAAACUAGUGAGGAGGACGAUGCCCAGAACAUGCUCGAGCCUGAAGCUGAACCGGAACCGGAACCGGAAACGGAAGUGGGCAGCAAUGAAAGCCACGAAUACAAGCACCAGCGCCAGUUGCAUCGUGCACGCUCCGCGACUUCCAAACGAAGCGCCGCUCCAAUCUUGCCGCCAGCGCUCCAGCAGAAGCAGCGGGAGGAGGAGGAGCAGCAACAGCUGCUGCUGAGCUAUCAUUGCCGUGGCGAGGGGCUGUCGGGGCGCACGACGCGCUGGAGCGCGCUGCCGGCGCCGUCGUGUCGCGGCAAAUGGCUGCGUCUGACCAUCGGUCCGCCCAAGAAAUGCAACCAUGCGCAGUUCAUCUUCGUCUAAACCAGCAAAUGGCAUUGCGUCGAAAUUGCUUCUUUUUUUUUUUGUGGUGAACCAUCCGAUUGACACGUCAAUAUAUAGAGUAUGGUAUCAGUAUGUGUAGGGUAAACGCGUAGUCUAUGUAGCGAGUACACAGUUCCCCGAUUCCCCGAUUCCCAGACCCCAGCUCCAGAACCCAGCUCCAGACCCCAGCUGCAGACCCCAGCUCCAGCCCCGCACCCGACUAGCCUGAAUGGUUGCUGCCACGCGCUCACUCAUCCAUAUCAUAUCCUAGCAUCAUAUCGAACUUGCAGCUGUCUAUAACUCAAUAAGCGCCCCUUCCUCAACCCCUCACCCACACUCACACACACACUGAGACAAGAGCUCGCAUAUAAGUGUUUAAACUUUAAGAAAGUUAAUUAAGAAUUGAAAUAAAGUGUACGUGUUUUUUUUUUGUCUCCACAAGCCCCACUCUCUCUUUCACCCUCUCUCUCACUCUCUCUCUCUCUCUUUCUCUCUCUCUCACACACUCACUCCAUGCAUAAUCAAUGUACCAACCAAAUAAAGAAGCUAUAAGAAAGACAAGUUUACUUCGGGCUCCGAAGUUGAAAUACCCUUACAGAAGUAGAGAAAUAUGAAAAUGGCAUAGACAAGAUUAUGCCAAUUGCAGCUAUAUGGCAUGCUAUAUUAUAAUAUAUAGAAUAACUAUUUAAUAAUAUAUGAAGCAUUGUUAAGGAAAAGCAAACCAUAUUUUCCAAAGAAUUUUCCCAGUGCACCCAUUAAUAUAGUUGUCCGAUGUUGGAAAGAUUUUGCUCAUAUGUUGGGCGCAUGAUAUGAAUAAUAAAUAUCGAAUAUAUAAUUGUCCGAUCCGUCCGACUUAGACAUAUAUAUAUGCUCCAUGCUCGAUGCUCCAUACACAUUUGAGGACACAAUUUGACUAACCUUUGCAAGGGUAUUUGUGGAGAGGAGAGUGCAAUAAUCGCUCGCUAUUAACACGCAAUUUCAAUUGUUGUCCGUUGCGGCGAGUUCUUACUGUACCAACGUUGUAAAUAGAUCAUUUACCCAGUGUCCAAAGCUGGAAAUGACACAACACAAUUUACCGACAAGUCUUCUCCAAGCAGUAGAAGAAGAAGAAGAAGCAGCGGCUACAACUAACUAGCGCUCCGAACCGCCCGCCACCCCGUAAACCCCUUUAGCAUAGAUAUAUUUAUAUAUAUAUAUAUAUAUGUGUGUGUAUUCCCACUAGGGAUUGGAUUCAAGGCAGCGCACUUAGCCUGUCCGCAUAGAAAUGAAUGUACCCCAUCCAGAUAGCCAUAAGAGAUGCACCCACACACACACCAACACACACAUACAUGUGCAGCAACAAUUUGUAGUGUAUGUGCUUCCGUCGGCUUAGACAUAUGCAAUUAACAGUUAAUAUAUUACUUAAACACUCGCCCUUGCAUGCAUGUGUAUAUCAUGCUUAACCAUUAGCUCUUCAUUUUACUUGCAAAACUAGUCCUAAGCACACACACACACACCCACACACACACACACACCUACACACGCACACACACAUGCAGUUCCCAUCGCAUAAGAUCAGAAUGCAUUUCUUCGUGUAGAUGGAGUAUUCCACAAAUUCAAGAAUAAUUUAAAACUGCAAAUCUAAUUAAAAAAAGACGUUCAUAACUCUUAAAUCUCCUCAACUCUUCUCAACUCUUUUGAACUCUUCUCAACUCUUUUGAGCUCUUCGCAACUAUUCCCAACUCUUCACUCGAAGAAUAAACCAAGCUUUUCUUUGCUAUUUUUGAAAUAUUUCUAGAUGAAGUUUUCUACAAAUUUCAGAAUAUUUAUAAACUGAAAAUCUUAAUAAAAAGACGUUCAUAGUUGUAUUUGUGGCAUAGUAGAAAUAUUUACCAAAAGCGUUCUUCUCUGUGUGUUUCUUCCGGGCGAUACGAUAAGAAAGUGUUUCGCCUGGUAGAUAGAAUAGCGAUAGCUUUUCUAUCAGCAAUUUUUUUGCUCACUUUGCAAGCAUCGUCGCUUAGAUGUCUUGUGCCGUUCUCAAGCAUCGCCAAACUAUCUUCUCGGCGUUAAGAAACACCUUUGCACUCGCAUAUUUGAGAGCACAGAUCAGUUCCCAGAGUUUCAGCUAAAAACGUGAAACCCAAUUUAUGUGUCCAACAUACACACACACGCACACCCUUACCCAUGGAAAGAUAUAUAUCAGAAAGCAAAAAAGAAAAGAAAAAUUAAAUGAAAUAAAAGUUCUUUGGGCUAAAAAAAAAAAAAGAAAAAAGAAAAUUCAAAAUAAACUUUAAGGCACAUACGAAAGAAAAUCCAGAAAGAAAAACUAAAAUAAUUAUUCGACUAAUGUAAUGAAAAAUUGAGCAUUCACAAUAAAGAAACAAAUAUAAUUUUGAAAACAAA